Messenger RNA from Strigops habroptila (Kakapo), 8568 nucleotides. It is a transcript of the gene SEMA5A, whose product is annotated as semaphorin 5A. Gene Ontology annotation, molecular function: semaphorin receptor binding; chemorepellent activity. Lineage: Eukaryota; Metazoa; Chordata; Aves; Psittaciformes; Psittacidae. The record is from RefSeq and is a predicted model, not a curated record. The transcript has 24 exons. The coding region runs from base 597 to 3830 and encodes 1077 amino acids. Gene Ontology annotation, biological process: axon guidance; neural crest cell migration; axon extension.
GCCGGUGGCUCCGAGACGUUUUGGAGGGGUUUUGUCACACUUCGGCAAGUGAAGUUUGCUCUGCCUCGUCUUGUGGUGAGAGCAGAAGAGGAGCGGCGUGAAGGGCAUCGCAGUUGCCUGAGAAACGUGGGGGUUUCGGUGGGAUAUCCUUGCAAUACCAUCCAAAGUCCUAAUGUACUUUUAUUGUGGCAGUUACUUAACUGGACUGGCUUCGUUCUGUGGUGUGACCGUAUUUUGGCAUUUUCUGAAUUGAGGAGUUUGAGUUACCAUUCCGCAGCGACGCAGAAGGAAACACCUUGGUGUGUUGUGUUAAUCUGUCUUUUUGUGAGGAUUGCUUACCAGAUAUUAAAACAAAGUCUUGGCCAGAGACGUCUAACACGGUCCUGCGUGAAUGGAAGUUGGUGGCACAAUUCCAGCUGACUUCAGUUGGGAGUGAGCCUACAAGGUAGACCCAGGACCCCACUGUGCUAGGCUCUGCACAAAAGCUGAACGGAGGCAGUAGAUGAUUACAGAGGGAUGGUGACUAAAAGGUGCUUUUCCCACAUGAGUGCAAGAAAAGUAGCCAGUUAAAAGAAGUGACUGCUGUGGAGGACAGCAUGACCACCAUGAAAGGAAGCUGCCUCCUUGCACUGCUGUUGGCAGGACUUGGUGUAUUAGGAAUACUGGAGCCAAUAACAACAGAAGAUACUCACUGCCACAGAGCUGAGCACCCAGUUAUUGCAUACAAAGAAAUUGCCCCUUGGUUACAUAUAUUCAGAGCAGAAGAUGCUGUGGACUUCUCACAGUUAACAUUUGACCCAGGACAAAAAGAGCUUAUUGCUGGAGCAAGAAACUACCUCUUCAGAUUGCAGCUUGAGGAUCUCUCUCUAAUACAGGCAGUGGAAUGGCAAUGUGAUGAAGCUACUAAAAGAGCCUGUUACAGUAAAGGCAAAUCAAAGGAGGAAUGCCAGAACUACAUUCGAGUGCUUCUUGUUGGAGGCAACCAUCUCUUUACCUGUGGAACAAAUGCAUUCACUCCAAUCUGCACUAAUCGGACGUUAAGUAACUUGACAGAGAUACAUGAUCAAAUCAGUGGCAUGGCUCGUUGUCCUUACAGUCCCCAGCACAACUCCACUGCUCUUCUCACUUCCAGUGGAGAAUUAUAUGCUGCAACAGCCAUGGAUUUUCCAGGAAGGGAUCCUGCUAUUUAUCGCAGCCUGGGGGCCCUUCCUCCUCUCCGCACUGCCCAGUACAACUCCAAGUGGCUGAAUGAGCCAAAUUUUGUGUCAUCUUAUGACAUUGGGAACUUUACCUACUUUUUCUUCCGCGAGAAUGCAGUGGAACAUGAUUGUGGGAAAACAGUCUUUUCUCGUGCUGCUCGGGUGUGCAAAAAUGACAUCGGUGGCAAGUUCGUGCUGGAGGAUACCUGGACUACCUUCAUGAAAGCUCGGCUGAACUGCUCUCGCCCUGGAGAGAUUCCAUUUUACUAUAAUGAACUACAGAGCACUUUCUUUCUGCCAGAAUUGGACUUGAUCUAUGGGAUUUUUACCACUAAUGUGAACAGCAUAGCAGCAUCAGCAGUUUGUGUUUUCAACCUGAGUGCCAUAACUCAGGCCUUCAAUGGACCCUUCAAAUACCAGGAAAACUCUCGCUCUGCUUGGCUUCCAUAUCCCAAUCCUAACCCUAAUUUUCAGUGUGGCACCAUGGACCAGGGACUGUAUGUAAAUCUGACAGAGAGAAAUCUUCAAGAUGCUCAAAAAUUCUUUUUAAUGCAUGAGGUUGUUCAACCAGUUAUUCCAAUUCCUUACUUCAUGGAAGACAACAGCCGAUUUUCCCAUGUGGUUGUAGAUGUCGUGCAGGGCAAGGACAUGCUUUUCCAUAUCAUCUAUCUUGCCACAGACUAUGGUACUAUUAAGAAAGUACUUGCCCCAAUGAACCAGACUUCAAGCAGCUGCCUGCUUGAGGAAAUUGAACUGCUGCCAAAAAGUCAGCGAGAGCCUAUCAGGAGCCUUCAGAUCCUGCACAGCCAGAGUGUCCUUUUUGUGGGCCUUCAGGAACAUGUGAUUAAAGUCCCCCUGAAGAGAUGUCUCUUUUACAAAACAUACAGUGCAUGCAUUGGAUCCCAAGACCCUUAUUGUGGUUGGGACAUGGUGAUGAAGAAAUGUACAACGCUGGAAGAAAGCCUGAGCAUGAGUCAAUGGGAGCAAAGCAUUACUGUGUGUCCAAUGAGGAAUCUGACAGUGGAUGGGCAUUUUGGAACAUGGUCACAAUGGAAACCUUGCACCCACACUGAUGGUGCCAGUGCUGGCUCCUGCCUUUGUAGGACACGUUUGUGUGACAGUCCUGCUCCUCAGUGUGGAGGUUGGCUGUGUGAAGGACCAACCAUGGAGAUUGCCAACUGUUCCAGAAAUGGAGGCUGGACACCAUGGACUUCUUGGUCACCUUGUAGUACCACAUGUGGAAUAGGCUUUCAAGUUCGUCAGCGUUCCUGCAGCAAUCCAACCCCUCGACAUGGAGGACGUGUCUGUGUGGGACAGAAUCGUGAGGAGAGGUACUGCAAUGAGCAUUUGUUGUGCCCCCCUCAUGUGUUUUGGACAGGCUGGGGUCCAUGGGAGCGCUGCACUGCUCAGUGUGGAGGAGGGAUCCAGGCACGGCGUAGGAUGUGUGAAAAUGGUCCUGACUGCCCUGGCUGCAGUGUGGAAUAUCAGCCUUGUAACACCAAUGCCUGUCCAGAGUUAAAAAAGACAACGCCUUGGACACCUUGGACCCCAGUCAAUAUUUCAGACAACGGUGGCCACUACGAACAACGUUUCCGAUACACCUGCAAAGCGCGCUUGCCUGACCCAAAUUCGCUAGAAGUGGGAAGGCAAAGGAUUGAAAUGCGUUAUUGUUCCAGCGAUGGCACCAGUGGAUGCUCGACAGAUGGAUUGUCAGGGGACUUCUUGCGUUCUGGACGAUACUCUGCUCAUACCAUCAACGGUGCCUGGUCACCCUGGUCUCCAUGGUCUCAGUGCAGUCGUGACUGCAGUAGAGGUAUACGGAAUCGCAAACGGGUCUGCAGCAAUCCUGAGCCGAAGUACGGGGGACUUCCUUGCCUCGGCCCAUCUCUAGAGUACCAGGAAUGCAACAUUUUGCCUUGUCCAGUGGAUGGAGGCUGGUCUUGUUGGUCAUCUUGGUCAAAGUGCUCAGCAACUUGUGGAGGAGGGCAUUACAUGAGAACCCGCUCCUGUACAAACCCAGCACCAGCAUAUGGAGGAGACAUCUGCCUUGGACUGCACACUGAAGAAGCACUCUGCAACACACAGCCGUGCCCAGACAGCUGGUCCGAGUGGUCCGAGUGGUCCGACUGCGACUCGUCUGGCUUACAGUUCCGUGUUCGUCAGUGCAUCAUUUUGUUUCCUGUGGGCAGCCAGUGCACAGGCAACACCACAGAGAGCCGAGCCUGUGCUUUGGACUCCAACUUUAUACCAGAAAUAUCAGUGGCACGAUCCAGCAGCAUAGAAGAAAAACGAUGUGGCGAGUUCAAUAUGUUUCACAUGAUCGCAGUGGGAUUAAGUAGCUCAAUACUUGGUUGCCUUCUUACCCUGCUUGUUUACACUUAUUGCCAACGGUAUCAACAACAGUCCCAUGAUGCAACUGUCAUCCAUCCGGUGUCACCAGCUCCUUUAAAUACCAGCAUUACCAACCAUAUCAACAAACUGGACAAAUAUGAUUCUGUAGAAGCCAUCAAGGCAUUUAACAAAAACAACCUGAUUCUGGAGGAGAGAAACAAAUACUUCAAUCCACAUCUCACUGCAAAGACUUACUCUAAUACCUAUUUUACAGAUAUCAAUAAUUAUGAUGAGUACUAAUGGGCUUGUGUAUUUUCUGGCCUCCUGUAACUCCCCAGUCCCCAAGGCCUGUGCUACUUGACUGCUCAUGUGAUUGAGGCUUCAGAGAUGAAGUUCAGAGACAUUUCAAGCACAAUCCAAGCCAUCAGUGUCCCAUUGCUGCCAAAAGCCCAAAACACCUGCUUGUGACAUGAUGUUUUCUUUGCAGAGUGCAAGGUUGGCCUUCAGUGUCGGGUGCAGCUAUAGAUCCCUCAGUGUCGCUGGACCACUCAUGAGGAUUUCAUUGCUUCACUCAGUUACAUUAACUUCCAGUCAGGUUGCUCUAACAAGUGACUAAGUAAUUCCUGAGCUUUAAAGGAACCCACAAUGUUACCCCUUAAAUCUGGGCCAGGAGUACAAAUCUAAUUUUCUUUUUAAGCAUUGUCUUUUAUUUCGAUGAGGCUUGAAAAGGGAGCUCUGCUGUUAGCCAUGGGAGCCCUCUGUGCAGUCUCCUGAAGUUCACACCUCCAAAAACAGCUCACACGGUGCUGGUUACAAUGACAAGAAGAAAUGUGGUGGUAUAGCGAUGCUCUGCAGCUCUGGGCUCUGUAAGGCUGAUCUUGCUGGCCUGUAAAUCACUCUAGCUGCAGUUCAGAGUGCAGACAACUAAGGCUGUACUGAGGGAUAUAGACUUGUAAUUAACCCAGAAGGCUACAGGGUUAGUGGUUUCUAGUUGUGAGCCAAGCUCAGUCACAUAAAGCAUUCACCUAGUUCAGUUUAAUUUUUGGGAGAGUCUGGAAGGGCAUGUCCCACGGGGAGGCCAACGGAGGAGGGCAGAUACGAAAGGCACACUGGAAUAUUUUUCUGUGUGUCGCUAGUAAACAGCCUUGCUGCAGCAUGCAGGUUUGCAGAAGUCAUGGCAUCCCCCAGGCUUCCUUUCCUUGGUGUGUACGAAUGGGAACCCAUUCCUCACUCUGGUGUGCACUCGCCAUCAGGCUGGUCAUGGAAAGAUACAACUGCACCAUGUUGUGUGCUGUCUCAGGCUCUUGGGGGUACUAGGCAUAAUCAUAGAUCUGCUUUUCUCUUUCUGCUUUCACUUUAUAUGCACGUCUGACAAGCAAAGCUGGCUCAGAAAACACAGAUUAUUUGCAAAGCAUCUCAUCUUGCUGCCAUGUCCAACCCACGCUAGUCAGCCCCUAGAGGAACAUUCUUAUGGUGUUUUAAGUGAUUAUGUUGUUGGACUUCAUUGAUGUAAAUAUUUAAAAUACUGUUUGAGUUUUAAGUUAUCAGUUUUAAUUCCUUUUUUAGUGGCAGGAGAGGAAACAGAAAGAAUUUUUAUACCAUUUUUCUUUGUUCUCUCUGUCUUCACCCACAUUCAUGACAUUGUUAUUUUUGUAUCUGAAAUUCCAGGUGUAUAACUAAAAAGAAAAGGGCAGGGAUUUGGGCCAGAUUUUCCAGAGUACUUAGUAGUAAGACAGUAUUUGCUAUUCUCAGAAGCUUGUGAAAAGAAAUUAAAAAUUAAUAUAAAGGAGUAAAGAAUUAGGCUUUCAGUUUUUUGAGCAUGCUAGAUGCAGAGAUCAUCGCACUGGAAUACCACGAAGGUAUGCGAGGAGAAACAGAGUGGAAAUGUUUCCAUUCUGUGUUUAGAGUCCUUGAUCAUUAGGUUACACUAUGAUAGGCAAAUAGAGAAAAACAUGUACAGAUUAUAAGGAUUCACAACAAAAAAAAAAGGCAAAAAGUACCAAGAAAUAUUGAUCAUGUGAGACUCCAUUUGAGCGCCAUCUUGGUAGUCCAGCCACUCACAUAGCAAGGGUAAACACCAUCUCUAAUGAUAGCAGUGAGCAACGUUUGAAUGGGGAUAGAGCUGAAUGUAGCACUAUGCUUGCUAUCUCUGUUCUGCAGUAAAAUGAAAAAAUGCAAAGCACGUAGUCUUUGAAAAGCCAUGCAGCAAAAUGAAUGCACAUUUAGCAUCUAUGAAAAUAAUUAAGAUCAGCUGCCCAUUUUUUCCAGCUGAAUAAUUCUCCCCCUCAGUCAAAAGAAAGCACCCCACCCUCACACCAGUUCAUCUCCAGAAAGUAUAAUAAUACUAGUUCUGUAUAAUUUGUGAUUUUUUUUUUACUGUAUAUUAGAUUUGGUUUUCCAGGAAGAAAUUAGCUGAUUGCCCUUGGUAAGAGGAAAUUUUCUCUGCAAGAAAAUUCAGUGAAACAGAUAGAAGGAGAAAAAGCUGUCCGAAUCGUAACCAGUCCAGUAUCUGAAUCACUCUGUUCAUGCCAAAAGAUAAAAUUUUACAUUUAGUAAAAUAAAGAAAAUAAUAUCUAUAUUGCUGCAACUGCCAAGAAAAAGCAGCACACGCACAUACACAAAUAUGCACACCACUGUUCCUCUCUGCCCUGUACGAAGAGCACAUUAGUCUGGCUUAUGGAUUUUAUAUUUAGACUAUUAGUUAUGAGACCAAUACCUUAAAAAUAUUUGAACUAUGUAUUUUUAUUUUAACCUUUUUUAAUGAAAAUUAUCUGAAAUAAGCUUUUUUUUUUUUUUUAACUCUUCAGUAGUUUGAAGCACGCCUGUCUUUACAGUGAUCUAUUUUCCAUUCUUUCCAUGGAUAGAUACAUAUGUUAGAUUUGUGUUAUAUAUGCGGUAAUAAUACCCUAGAUUAAGUCUGCAUGAUCAUAGGUAGAAGUGCAUUUAGCAGGUGCUCAGUCUGCUCAUACUUCCAUCAUCUCCCCAAGGAGUAUUUCAGGCAUUCCAGACCUUUGAGCAACUCCCAUGUGAUGCCACUUAAACACCACACCAAAUUGUCAGAAAAGUGUUUCUUUUAAACUUUUUUUUGUAAUUUAGCUUCCUAAAUUACAUUCCUCUAAAUCACAGGACCGCAGAUGCACUGCCUAUGUCAGUAUUUUCACCUCCCGAGCUCUGCACAGCUGCCCAGGUAGUUUAAUACAGCCUUUCCUAAGACAUGGUGCAAAGCAAAUUGCAAUCUCUUAAUUUUCAAUUUACUUUAUUUAGCUUUUUUUUUUUUUUAAUAGGCACACACAUUUUGGUGAAAAGCAGUUUUCCCCAUGAAAGCUCUUACAUUUCUUUUGCCAAAAAUGUAAUGAGUAAGCAUUUUCCUGCAAAUCUUGUUUAAGCUGAAAGAGCUCUCAAAUGUGCACAAAGGAAAAAUUUGGUUCUUACAGUAUUGUUCUCUUUUUGGAAAGGGAAAAUCAACUCACUUGCCCAUUAAAUGCCAUGCUUAAAUACCCCUUAUCUUUUUGCUUAGAUAAAGUUAUCUUUUUUGGAUAAAUAAUUGUAUUACCUCUGAUGCCAAUAGUUAAUAUUACUAAACCACUUUUGUACUGCUUGCAUAAAUUUUAAAAUGUUCCUCUGUUUUGAAUGCAAACAUUUUGACAGAUAGGUCAAGAUUCUCUGUGUGAAUCUGUUUCUUUGUAACCCUGCUACAUGGAGUGAGAAGGAAGCAGGAUAGCCAGUCAGAUCCUUUACACUAUAUACUUUCACUGGACAAGCCAAAGUAGAAUUGUGUUUGAGUACACAUUUUGGGCCUCUUUUUGUGUCUGAUUGAUACACAGCAUACAUUCCUUGGUUUCUUAGAAAAUGGACUCCUGUGCUUGCAGUUUUAUCUUGUACUUUGAUUUAAGUCUAAUGACCUUUAUGGUCAUUUAAAGUUACUUUACAUGGAAGCUUUUCCAGCCAUUUGCAGUCACCUGCUGUUGGAGCAGUGUCAUUUGGCUAAAGCUAAUCAAGAGAUUUUUGACUAGGAUUAGGAUUUUCUUGCGAGAGUGGGAGAAAGAAUGGGGCUUAAAUGGCUCUGAUUUCCAGGCUAUUAAGCAGUACUGAUUAAAGUCUCAGAUGGAUAUAGGAUACUGUGGGUUUAGUUAGCUUGACCAGAGCUCCACAGUAACCUCUGGAAAAAUACCAUGUCAGUGUACAAAUCAAGAGCUACCAAAGCACUUAUGUUAAGUGAAGAAAGUUCUCAAAGCAUCAGACCAUAUGGCUGUUGAAACCGGAAAAGAGAGUAAGAGGUCCCAGAUGCAACAAAAAUGUUAAUAGGCAUAAACGUUUCAAUAUUUUUUCCCUCAGAAUUGUAGAACAAAUAUAGUCACUUCUUUAAAUGUGGGACCAGUUUUAUUAAAAUCAGCGCAACAUAAGCACAUUCCUAAAGUUAAUUGUAUGCAUAAUGGCUUCGCUGUAUGAGAUCAAUUCUGUAAACAGUUUGGUCCAAGCUUAUCUUGCUCUGCUUGAGGCAUCUGACCAACUUCUGAUUGUAGCUGCCACCAGCACCCUCUAUGUCUCAUAUGGGAGAAUAUGCUUAGAUGGGCAGAGUUACAUUCUAGUGAGGGCUUGUGCCUUUUGCUCAAAACUAUAGUGAGCCUAGAGAGACACACUUCUAAUACUCAGUCAUUUGGAUGCCUAAAUUUAGAUUGGCAAAAGCUAGGCUCUUGAGUAUGAUUUUACUCGUCACGUAAGUAACCACACCAAGUUCAGUGGUAUGGGUGUAACAAAUUACUUAUUUUAAUGUUUUUACAGGAUUGAGCCCAAAAUAUAUUGCUUCUGCACAAAUCCAUGCACAGUACAAGAUGACUUCAAUAGUAAGAAAACAGAUUCAUUUAAAAUUGUUCACAAGCAGAUCUGCAUCUUAAUAUCAGGGAAUAGAUACGUGUUCAUUGUGUGGGGUAUUUGAAUCCAUUCCUUUCUUUGCUAAAUAAAUGAAUGAUAAAACAAGAUACUGCUUGAGUUCAUUUAAAAGUCAUUCUUCCAAAUAAAGAAGGGUUCUGGGAUCUGU